UGGGAUCCCGGCGUUUCCAUGGGAGGGAAUCCUUCCCAGUGGAUCCCAACUCCGGCUGCUGCUACUCGGCUCCGUUGCAGAAGCGACAGAGAACUGUGGAGGAUUUCAACCAGUUCUGCACCUUUGUCCUGGCCUACGCGGGCUACAUCCCGUACCCUGAGGAGAAUGAGCCCUGGACGCACCGAGGCAGCAUGAGUCCCCAGAACAGCACGGGCAGCACUCAGGACAGUGAUAGCUGGGCCUCGUCCCACUCCUCUGAUGGUCACAUCCUCACAGACGAUAAGAGGAGCAGGAAUGUCAUGGCCAAAGGGGCUGUGGACAACAGCCUGUUCAUGAACUGUCCUGCCUUCACCAGCAGCUUCUAUGAUGUCAGGCCCCAGCAAACGAAAAGGAAGAAACCACCRGCAAAGAAACUAAUUUUAGAGAAGGAGACAGAGAAGAGAGUCCCCCUGAGCACCGGGAAGAGCUGUGGGGUUGAUCAGGAUCGGGUGAAGGAGAUGGUCACGCUGGGGGGACAGGAGCCUCCUCUUAAAGAGCGGGUCUUGGAGCCGUCCAUCAACCCAUCUGGGGACCCCCAACCCAAUUCCCUCCUGGAGGAGCUGAUGAAGGAGGAGAAGGACUGGAUGCCUGCAGCACAGGGGACUGAGAAGCCAGCAGGAGACGAUCCUCAACUAAAGGAGCACGACCCCUGUCCUGGAGGGAGGAAAAGUCCUAGUUCUUGUAGUACCCUGGACCAAAGUGAGGGGGAAGAUACAAGCAGAGCAAGUUCUCAGCUUAGUGGUGUUGAAUUCUCAGCCGCUCCCAACACCAAAGCAGAAGAUGAUGAUGCCUGGGACCUGAUCACCUGCUUCUGCCUGAAGCCCUUCGCAGGGAGACCCAUGAUCGAAUGUAACGAAUGUGCUACCUGGAUCCACCUCUCGUGUGCCAAGAUCCGCAAAUCCAACGUGCCUGAGGUUUUCAUCUGCCAGCGAUGCCGCGAUGCCAAGCAGGAGAUUCGCCGCUCGAACCGAGCCCGGACGGUGCCCCGCAAGCGCUUCUGUGACUGAAGCCCUUCCAGAGAAGGGAGGCUGGGGGUCCUCUUCUUCAGCUGAAGGCUGCAGCCCAGUUUGGCGAGACAAUCAAUGCACAGUGAUCGUAGAGGGAGGGACAGCCCACGGCGCUGGACGGCCCCCCUGUGCACUUCCAGCUCCUGGAAGCUGCCGCCUGCUUCCUCCCUGGGGCUUGUGUUGGCCAUGGAGCUUAGUUACCCCAGAGGUGUGGGGGGAAAGGAGGGUGGUCCAGCCAUGCACUAGGUCACUGAAACAUCUCUGUCCUUGCACAAACCCAGCUCAGUGCCUUUCCCCCUGGGCAGCCAAGGAGAACCUAGCUCCAGUAGUUUCCCUGUGGUGUGGUGGAAGCUUACACUUAUCCCAAGAUGUGACUCCUCUUUCUCCCUUUUUUCCUCACCGUUUUCCUUUCCUUGCCUAGGACUUUCAGGUGGGCUGUGAUGGUAAAGCCCCAAUGACCCGUGAGUAGGCCCAGCCCGGGCAAACUUCCUUCAGGAAUCUCUGUGUUCCCUAGAGAGGGAUGAGAAGGAAUCGGCCCUGCUGACACCUGGACUAGCCUGGGCUGCUCCGCACGGUCUGUGCAGAGGAGCUGCCAGAUCAGCCUUAUAGGAUGCACAGGGCGGAUGUUCUUUGUCCCCUGGUGCUCCUGGUUUUGGUUGCUGCGCCUGAGGCCUCAGGAUGGUUUUGUUGGGUCAGGAGCAGAGCGCAGCAAACGUGUUCCGUAGUAGACAGGUCAGUGGUUCUCCCCAUCCCGGCGUGAGCUCCAGGGUGCUGCAGUUGUGUGUGUGGCAGCCGAGAGCCACUGUAAAUACGUUGUGGAACAACCUUUUAGCCUGUUACCAAGGCAGUUCUUGCUAACAAGUCCUCCCUGGUUUAGAUUUUUCCAGUUGCACUGAAGUCUCCUGUAUGAAAGGGAUGUGGGAUUUAUGGUAGGGGACUCGACCAGUUAUCCUCAAAGCUGGCACGGGUAGGGGCUUGGGAGCCCUUUGGAAGGCAGGAGCAGGAGAGCGUUCCGGUUAGUUUUYGAUGUUUUCCGCUUCUAGAUUAAAACAAUUGAAUCUCGUGGCCCGUGGCCGUCUCCUGCGUGCGGGUCUCUCUGGUGAAGCAUCUGCUUCAGCACCAGCUGGAUGCCGAGACCCAAGCUCGGAGCGAGCCAGGUACCGGCCGGGCCGCGUUUCCGAGCUGCCCCUGCCYCGGAGAGCGCCGCUGUUCUCUGGACACGCGGGGUGGCAGCGGUGUCCCACCACGGGUGGCCUGUGAGCCCUUCUGCUAUGCAACUGCCGCUCCGAAGGCRCGGGCCCCAGCACGCCCCCGUUUAGCCUCCCGCGUGGAAGGUGCUCCCUGUAGCCUCCCUGCCUCCGGGCAGCGCGUGUGUGAUGCCCUGGCGCCCGGUGCCCACGGGCUGUUGGAUCCCACCUCCUGCCUCCUCGCGAGCCCUCCAAAGAGCCUGGCCCACGUGCCUUCUGCACCUUCUGCGGGGCACACGCACCCCGCUCCUCGCCCGGUGACACUUGGCUCAGCCCUUGGUUCUCUGCUGUCCCGAGCAGGGCAUGGGACAGCCCGCAUUUGCCAGUCUCAUGACUGUUUUUCUAAACUGGGUUCUUUCUGACUUGCACAUCUGGUUACUGUGGGACCACAGCUGGGGGAGGGUGUGGGGCGGCUGCCUGUUGCUCAGCACCCCCACACUGGUCCUGUGCCUCUCUCCUCCUGUGGAAAGCCUGGGCCCCAAAAGUGCUUUAU
Messenger RNA from Nothoprocta perdicaria, 2786 nucleotides. Its product is annotated as PHD finger protein 13-like. The transcript has 5 exons. Lineage: Eukaryota; Metazoa; Chordata; Aves; Tinamiformes; Tinamidae. The coding region runs from base 192 to 1046 and encodes 284 amino acids. Gene Ontology annotation, biological process: mitotic chromosome condensation. Gene Ontology annotation, molecular function: chromatin binding. The record is from RefSeq and is a predicted model, not a curated record.